CUGGCAUGAUGAUCAUAGAGCUGGCGGGGUUUAUAAGGGGUCAUCCCUCCCUCCCCAGAGGUGUGUAUUGCCAUUGCCCAGGCACUCCCUAUUAAUCCGUCAGAUACAUCAGAUCCAUCAGUUCCUUUUCCAUAGCACCUGGAUACGCUCUUACCACCAUGACUAUCCCCCACUAUGGCGUCUGGGUCGCUCGGCCGACCCGCUACACCGCCCAAACCGAGCAGGAGGAUCCUAAGUCCCCUCACAUCUACCUGUACUUCAAGGACGAUUCCUCAUCCCGCAGAAACCUCGAAGCUGCCAUCAACGUCAAGUCCACGGGCCGUGACUCCCGUCUGGUGUACUGGUUUGACCAAGACUUCACCCACCCCAUCACCGAGACAUUGACCGACUUGGAUGAGGGCUUCCACCUUCUCAAGUCUUAUGCCCACCGCCGUUAUCGCCGUGAUGAAUCCGACCUGAAAGGGCUUGACUUCAUCCGCACAGAGGGUCUCGUUGAUAUCGAGGCGGGAACUAUCCUUUCCGAGGCCGACACGGGGCCGAACAAUGCCGUUCUGCAAAAGUUGGAGCCUAUCCUGAACGACGCGAUUAGCAGAGGUGCUACGGUGUACAUCUUUGGGUCGUCUUAUGGCUCGGGUAUUCAUGAUAUCCACAUGAACCAGGGCAGCUCCUCGAGUUAUGAGAACGGAAUCUAUGAGGAUGGCGCGUUGAUAUUUCGCUUCGACGACGGGCAUUGGGAGGCGGUGUUCUUGGCAUUUGCGUCGCAGGAGAUCCCGACGAAUGACAAGGGUGAGGCAGAGGAGGAUAGCAAAUCUUUGGCAAGCAUUCUUGGGCAGUAAUGUGUCGUCUUAACAUUGAAAGGAUAUACGGUCAUAAGUGUGACGAACAUAAAUACUUGAAUAGAAAUUAGCAUGGG
This is a messenger RNA of Aspergillus ibericus CBS 121593, 913 nucleotides long. Its product is annotated as YukJ family protein. The transcript has a single exon. Lineage: Eukaryota; Fungi; Ascomycota; Eurotiomycetes; Eurotiales; Aspergillaceae. The coding region runs from base 159 to 836 and encodes 225 amino acids. The record is from RefSeq and is a predicted model, not a curated record.